Messenger RNA from Saccoglossus kowalevskii, 3465 nucleotides. RefSeq names its product transcription activator GLI2.S-like. Lineage: Eukaryota; Metazoa; Hemichordata; Enteropneusta; Harrimaniidae. The record is from RefSeq and is a predicted model, not a curated record. Gene Ontology annotation, biological process: regulation of transcription by RNA polymerase II; smoothened signaling pathway. Gene Ontology annotation, molecular function: RNA polymerase II cis-regulatory region sequence-specific DNA binding; DNA-binding transcription factor activity, RNA polymerase II-specific. Gene Ontology annotation, cellular component: nucleus.
AUGGCAGAUGCUGCUUUCGCUUCGUGUGCUAUUAAAUUUCUAGAAUUUAAAAUCUGCUGUAUUUCUUUAAAAUCUGCUGUAUUUCAUCAAAAAGCAAGCGGUAGUCCAGUUUUAUCUGAUGUGUCGUUGAUCCGACUUACACCGCAUCACCAUCAUCCCGGUAGUCAUUCAGAAUCACCGGUUGUACCAUAUCAUCCACAUUUAUUUGCGGCCAGCCCUGCUAUGUCUGUACUAUCACAGGCUAGAGGUCUAAGUCCUACAGAUUCACAUGGCCAUACUUCCAUGCCACCACCUCCAUUACCACCGGAAUAUUUACAACAUGGUAUGCGAAGUGUGUAUGCAGAUACUAUCAGUGGACCACCUAGUACAGCUGGAAGUAUUGAACAUUCAGCAUUAGAUUUCGGAUCUGUAGAUGGUUCCAGGUUUUCCAGUCCAAGACCUUCUGCAAGACUGACUCGUAAAAGAGCACUGUCAAUUUCUCCGCUUUCAAAUGAAUCUUUAGACAUUAACGCUAUGAUACGAACAUCUCCUAACUCAUUAGUAGCAUAUAUCAAUGGUGGAACAUCACGUAGUUCGUCAGCAAGCGGUUCCUACGGUCAUUUAUCUGCUGGGACCAUCAGUCCUCUUGGAUUUCCUCCUUCUAUAUCACCAGCACAUUUACAACAUUUUAUGCGACAAAAAAGUACGCAGAAAAUAUCAGAGGAACCAAGACACAAAAUACAAGAAAGUGAAGCUCAGGUAAAUACAGUAACCAGUCAGUGGUCAGUCGACGGACAGUUGGUGUCGCCGGUAACACCAACAAAUGAAUGCAACACUGUAAGCAGUACAGAGGAACCAGCAAUAAUCAAAAGAACCAAAAUCAAGGAAGAAGCUGUCAAUUCACCCCCGGCAACCGUUUCAUCAUCAACUAAUGCAGAUAUCAAAAAUCUUAAUGUUGGGACGCCCGGUGACCCAAUGAAAGAUGAGGAAGAUGUUGCCAUAGUAACAGAUUGUGAGUGGGGAGAAUGUAGAAAACAUUUUGAAACAUUAGAAGAGUUGGUCCAGCAUAUCAAUAAUGACCAUAUUCACGCUGAAAGGAAAGAUUUUGUGUGUCGAUGGAAAGAUUGUAUACGAGAACAGAAACCAUUUAAAGCUCAGUAUAUGUUGGUUGUACAUAUGAGAAGACAUACUGGUGAGAAACCACACAAGUGUACGUUUGAAGGCUGUUUCAAAGCAUAUUCCCGUCUAGAAAACUUAAAAACUCAUUUGAGGUCUCAUACUGGUGAGAGACCUUAUGUAUGUGAACAUGAUGGUUGUACUAAGGCGUUCUCGAAUGCUUCCGACAGAGCAAAACAUCAAAACAGAACACAUUCAAAUGCCAAACCUUAUGCCUGUAAGAUCCCUGGUUGCCCCAAGCGAUACACAGAUCCGAGCUCGCUACGGAAACAUGUCAAGACAGUACAUGGACCAGAUGCGCAUGUCACCAAGAAACAUAAAGGUGACAGAAAACCAGACAUGGGAGGUAGUAACCAUGGUAACAGUCACCAUGGCGGCAAGGGAGAAAAGGGAGAGCACAAGCCAGAUAUUGGAAAAGUGGACGAAUGUUUAAGUGUUAGACCAAUAAGAGUAAAACCAAGUGAGACAAAAUUGCCACAACCUGUUUGUAGUUCAUCACCGCAUGACGACAGUGGUGUUGAAAUGAACAUGCACAGUGACAGUCUCGGUGAUCUCACAACAAUAGAAGAUCAAAAGAUUUGUGAACACAAAGUCACAAGUAGUAGUCGACAUGGUGUUGAAUUUCGAGAUGGUAGUGUUGCCGUGACAACUACACAUACACAUGUAUACCAUGUACCAUCAAAAAGGACGACAGCGGGAAAGAAGAUGCGAGGAGUCUCUAACGUUGGUCGGCUUUCACAGAAAGUAACAAACUCCAUUCCAUGUGUUCCCAAUCUACCAGCUAUCAUUUCUAGUACGGCACCUGUUAAUAACAGGCGUAAUCUUCCUCGUAAAAGUUUCCAUGAAAGUUCCAAUCCUCCUGAUAGCGGUCGCUGUGGUAGCGGUAUAUCGUACGACAGUUUGGGACGCAGACGUGACAGCAAUACAAGUACUAUCAGUUCGUAUUAUAGCAGUCGUCGAUCAUCAGAAGCGUCUCCUUUCCCGUUUAGUCAAUUUUCAAGUCGUAGAUCUAGUGAAGCGAGUCCAUUCCCAGCAGGACGACGUGGUUCUGAAGCAUCACAGGCGUCAAAUCGUUUAAGUGUACUUGGAUCUCCAUAUGAUCCGAUAUCACCGGGUUCAUCUCGUAGAUCUAGCGGUAUAAGUGGUAUGAAUGCACCAACUGGAUUACCAGGAUUGACCGUUGCACAGCAAAGACGACUACAAGCAAAGUUUUAUCAAGCCACACAUCAACAAAUGGGAGACGAUUCUUGUGCUCCAUCACCGGUACCACCUAUGUGGGGAUCAAGAAGAGACAGUGAGGGUGGCGUUAGUUUACCACCACGUACUCCAUUACCGCAUGAAGUUCCUGGUGUUAAUGUGCGACGUGCUAGUGAUCCAGUACGUGCAUUACGAACGCCAAUUAAAGUUGAUUUGAACCGCUAUAGCAGUAUGAGUUCAAUGCCGCCAUCAAGCAGGAACUUUAACUCCUCUCAGAUCAAUCCUUUCAAAGCUUUACCAGAUAUCGGUUACCGCUACUCAUCACCAAGACCUCCUAGCAUAGCAGAAAAUGUUCCAAUGGAGUCCAUGGAAAAUGAUGAUGCGCCAGAAAUGCAAGAAAAUGGUGAUGUGAUUCUUCCGGAUGAAGCAGCAAUGUUCAUAACACAGCAAGAAGAAAAACAGCGGCAACGCAGACAACAACGAAUUCGUCAACAGAUGCGAAUGCAGAAAGAACAAUAUCAACAGCAAUUUGGACAACAACAAAGUUAUAACAACUAUCCAGCCCAGUUGUCUCCACAGCAACCAUCACCGCAGCAACCAUCACCGCAGCAACCAUCAUUAGAACAAACACAAUACAAUCAAGUUAUUAUGACACAGCAACAAACUCAAAUGUGCUACACACAGGAACAAGCGCAGAUAUAUGAACAAACGUCAAGGUACGUUGAUCAAAUGAACGCACAAUUCGAAUCUCAGCCACCGUUACCAACGCAAGCAAUUGCCAUGGAAACAUCCCCUGAUAAUAAUCAAGUUUCCAGUACUGUUAAUACUUGUCAGUUGCCACAGCAACCAAACACUGCAGGUUAUGAAACAUUCAUGGUUGAAGGUAUGGGGGCGCUGUCUACUGACAACUAUUCACAAGAUCCAAACACUUACCCUGCAGCAAAUAUGGACCCAAAUCUCAUUGAUAUGCAAAUCACUGGUGGUGGCGAUGAUGACAUGGGGUCAGAGGUCAUACCAGAACCCGGAAGUACUUCCAAUAUGGUAAUCAAUGAUAUGAAUUCAACAAUGUCAUCAUUGGUCGAAGAAAAUAAAUAUUUGAAUUUGAUGUCAUAA